Messenger RNA from Acomys russatus (golden spiny mouse), 1123 nucleotides. It is a transcript of the gene Ndufaf5, whose product is annotated as NADH:ubiquinone oxidoreductase complex assembly factor 5. The transcript is spliced from 11 exons. Gene Ontology annotation, biological process: mitochondrial respiratory chain complex I assembly. The record is from RefSeq and is a predicted model, not a curated record. Gene Ontology annotation, cellular component: mitochondrion. Bases 7 to 1074 code for a protein of 355 amino acids. NCBI's taxonomy places the organism in Eukaryota, Metazoa, Chordata, Mammalia, Rodentia, Muridae. Gene Ontology annotation, molecular function: S-adenosylmethionine-dependent methyltransferase activity.
CGCACAAUGAAACUAUGCCCUGCUGUGGCGCCGGGACGGAAGAUGCUGCGACAGGUCGUGCUUUGGCGUCAAUGCCCGCGGCUUGUGGGGCCGGCGGUCGCAGCAGGGAGCGGUGGUUGCCGAAAGGUCGCUUCCGGUGUGCCUCCGCCCGGCAGCACCUCGCCCAGAGCCCUAAACAUCUUCGACAGGGAAUUGAAGAGGAAGCAGAAGAACUGGGCAGCCCGGCAACCCGAGCCCAUGAAAUUUGACUACUUGAAAGAGGAGGUUGGAAGUAGAAUUGCAGACCGUGUGUACGACAUAGCCAGAGAUUUUCCCCUUGCACUGGAUGUGGGAUGUGGAAGAGGCCACAUAGCACAACAUUUGAAUAAGGAGACUGUGGGAAAGAUCUUCCAAACAGACAUUGCAGAACAUGCUUUGAGAAAUUCCUUAGAAUCAGAUAUUCCUACUGUGAAUAUUUUAGCUGAUGAGGAAUUCCUUCCCUUCCAAGAGAACACGUUUGACCUGGUGGUUAGCAGCUUAAGUUUGCACUGGGUGAAUGACCUUCCUAGAGCACUUGAACAGAUUCAUUAUGUCUUAAAACCAGAUGGGGUGUUUGUUGGUGCAAUGUUUGGAGGUGACACGCUCUAUGAACUUCGGUGUUCAUUACAGUUAGCAGAAACAGAAAGGGAAGGAGGAUUUUCCCCACACAUCUCUCCUUUCACUGCUGUCAAUGACCUGGGACAUCUCCUUGGAAGAGCUGGUUUCAAUACUCUGACUGUGGAUACUGAUGAAAUUCAAGUUAACUAUCCUGGAAUGUUUGAAUUGAUGGAAGACUUAAAAGGUAUGGGAGAGAGCAACUGCUCUUGGAACAGAAAAGCCCUGCUGCACCGAGAUACGAUGCUGGCAGCUGCAGCGGUUUACAAAGGAAUGUACGGCAAUGAGGAUGGUUCCGUGCCUGCCACGUUCCACGUCUACCACAUGAUAGGGUGGAAGUACCACGACUCGCAGGCAAGGCCAGCUGAAAGAGGUUCUGCAACUGUGUCAUUUGGAGAGCUAGCAAAACUAAACGAUGUCAUGUCGCAGGAAAAAAAAUAAAAAAUAUUUUAUCCAAUUAUAAUGUAUUCCUGAAUUUUCAUCAGAAAUG